Messenger RNA from Heterotrigona itama, 2232 nucleotides. The record is from the annotation of a GenBank genome assembly. Lineage: Eukaryota; Metazoa; Arthropoda; Insecta; Hymenoptera; Apidae.
AUGUCGUCGUACAUCCAGGUUGCCGAGGAUGAGGGUGACGAGCCGAUCGAAUUGCCAACCGAGGACGAUAGCACACUCUUAUUGACCACCGUAACCGCCCAAUUCCCUGGGACAUGUGGCCUGAAAUAUCGGAAUCCAGAAUCUCGGACGAUGCGCGGCAUUCGUCUUGUUGACGGGCGCCUUCAUCCUCCAGAAAAUGGAUGGGGCAAGGCGAUUUACUUCUGUGUUUUUCCUAAAGAGAACAAACGUAAAUCUGAUGACAAUUUGGAAAAUUCCACAGCUAAGACUAAAAGAAUGGAAACAAAGUUGCGUUGCACAGACUUGAUCGUACUCGGUUUACCAUGGAAAACCACUGAGCAGAACUUGCGAGAGUAUUUCGAAACAUUUGGUGAAGUACUCAUGGCACAGGUUAAAAAAGAUGCAAAGUCAGGACAAAGCAAAGGAUUUGGCUUUAUUAGAUUUGGAAGUUACGAGUCUCAGUUAAGAUGCCUUGCUCAGCGACACAUGAUUGAUGGGCGAUGGUGUGAUGUCAAGGUUCCCAACAGUAAGAAUAUUGAUGGCUUAAUGAUGGCUCGUCAGUAUGAUACGAGCAAACACAAUGAAUGCUACCGCCCUAUACCGGUUCAUACGCCGAGUAGUCGACGGGUACCUGUGGCGAAACCGUAUAUCAACUUAAAUACAUCCGAAGCUGCUAAUACACCUAGGUACGAUUCGGAGUACGAUUAUAAAACGACGCAUUAUCCGUCGUACCCCCCCAAUUAUCCGUACGACGAUAACAAUAAGUACAAGUACGAGGGCCAGAACUAUAAUGCGUACGAGAAACCGAGUUACCCGUCCUACGAGGAUCCCGGGUACGACACACGUAAUUACAUGGUCCAGCAUACGACGGCGGCAGCGGCGGCAGUGGCAGCAGCCCCAAACCCUAGCACAGCGUAUCCAACCGACACGGAGUACACAAGAUACACCAACUACGAAGGACGCGCUGUGUACCCGGUCAUGGAGAAUCCGGACUACACGGACAAAGCUAGAUACAAUUACGGUUACGAUCGAAAUUAUUACGAGGCGGACGGCCGUUACGCGUCGACGGACUGUAGAUACACGCUGGAUGUCAGAUAUCCGGAUGCUAGACACGCGGACAAUCGAAUACCGGCUGACGGUAGAGAGGCUGAUUGUAGAUAUCCGGUGGAUAAUCGUGACAUGGAUAGAAGAUACACGGUCGAUGGUAGAGACCCGGACGGCAGAUACGCUGUCGAGAACAGAGAAGUGGUAGACGCCAGGUAUCCGCCGGACGCGAAGGAGGUUGACGCUAGGUUCGCCGAUACGACAAGAUACCCGGCCAAAGAAAACUAUUACGACCGUUAUUACAAGCACCGUCCGUCGAGGGAUCACCAUCAAGUACCCUGCAAGGUAUUCGUGGGACGCUGUACAGAAGACCUAACUGCUGAUGAUCUGCGCGACUAUUUCUCCAAAUAUGGCGAAGUGACGGACGUGUUCAUCCCAAAACCUUUCCGUGCAUUUUCAUUUGUUACUUUCUUAGAUCCCGAGGUAGCCCAGUCCCUAUGCGGCGAGGAUCACAUUAUUAAAGGAGUAUCUGUACACGUGUCGAAUGCCGCGCCGAAGUCCGAGGGGAACAAUAAGAAUUUCAAUAAUCAAGUGAACUCGAACAUGCGUAGAGGCGCCCCAGGUCCCGUCGAGAAUAACGUGCCGGGGAACUAUCAGGGUAACCGAUACAUGGGCCACUCAGGUAACAAUAUGGGUCCAAACGGCUGGAACAAUCCAGGGAACAGGGGCAAUCUGGACAUGCCUAAUCUCCAAGCGUUGGGCAUUACCGGGCAAAACAAUGGCGGCGGCGGCGGCGGUGGUAUGUCGAAUCCAUUGGCGAUGGGAGGAUUGAAUUUGUCCGCGUUGCCAGUCAACCCAGCUUUGGUCGCAGCUGCACUGAACCAAGCAUCUUGGGGUCUGAUCGGUAACUUGCAGAAUCAGGGAAACGAUCAGGGCUAUUCGAACCAGCCUGGCCCACCUGGUCAACCACCUUCAGGCAACAAUAGUAUCGGUAACAGUGGAAACUCUGGCUUUCUCAGUUGGAUGAAUCAAGGGGGUGGUGAUGGUAAUACUGGCAAUCCUGGAACAGGUGGUCCAGGUCCGAAUAAUCCGAACGCAUCCCAAGGUGCUUGGCAGAAUCAUCCAGGACAGCGUGAUCAGAAAUCGAACACCUUUCUCAAGUACGAAUAA